Messenger RNA from Chaetomium strumarium, 2253 nucleotides. RefSeq names its product polyketide synthase dehydratase-domain-containing protein. The transcript is spliced from 7 exons. Gene Ontology annotation, molecular function: fatty acid synthase activity. NCBI's taxonomy places the organism in Eukaryota, Fungi, Ascomycota, Sordariomycetes, Sordariales, Chaetomiaceae. The record is from RefSeq and is a predicted model, not a curated record. Bases 1 to 2253 code for a protein of 750 amino acids. Gene Ontology annotation, biological process: secondary metabolite biosynthetic process; fatty acid biosynthetic process.
AUGGAAGAUGUCUUUUGCAAGCAGAGUCUGGCCGACGACGGCGGGCCGCCCCGGGGGGUCAGCAGGAGUAGCACAAGCAGCAGCACUCUCCUCCAGUCUCUCCAGCCAUUCUCUGAACCCAACUACCGCAAUAUCAUCUCCCCCCGCUUUCGUCGACAAGGCCCCGACAAGGACAGCGACAAGACCGCCGUCAUCACUCCCCGUGUUCCAAGGAACAGGGUGGACCUCGGGCCGGACUACUGGGUGCAGAACUUUGUCUCGCCCGUUCUCUUCGCCGACGCCGUGGCAGCCCUGCUGCAGCUGCAGCACGAUCAUCCAUCCUCCCAGUCUCGACGCCGCCGACGUACUCCUCGCCCCGGCGACUCCUCCGCCUUCGACUUGCUGUUAGAGGUGGGCCCGCACUCGGCGCUCAAGGGUCCCCUGCGCCAGAUCCUGCAACACCACGGCAUCUCCACGGUCGCCUACACCUCCUUCCUCUACCGCGGAGAGGACGCGGCCGAGUCGGCAGUUCGCGCGGCCUCGGAGCUGUAUAUGCACGGGGUGCCGGUCUGCGUCAGCGCCGUCAGCCGGUCACCACUGGAUACUUCUAGUAUCAAGCCGCUCGUUGAUCUGCCCUCGUAUCCGUGGGAUCAUUCCCUGAGCUACUGGGCCGAGUCGCGUGUCAGCCGGAACCACCGCCUACGCACCUUCGGCCGCCGCGAUCUCCUCGGCACGCCAGCCGCAGACGCCAGUGCGAAGCAGCCUCGGUGGCGCAACAGUCUCCGCGUCCAGGAGCAGCCCUGGCUCCGACAUCACGUCGUGCAGUCUAGCACGCUCUUCCCCGGCGCCGGCAGUCUGACCAUGGUGCCGGAGGCCGUUCGGCAGCUCGCCUUGCAGUACGGGGAUCAGAACGGGGACCGCCCAAUCCUGGCAAUCGAAAGCAUCAAACUGCAGCAUGUGCGCAUCGCCAAAGCCAUCGUGGUUCCAGACGACCCGGCGGGCAUCGAGGUGGUGCUGCAGCUGCAGUACGACGACGACAUAAGCGACGACCGCGAGAAAGCCUGGGACUUCGCCAUCCAGGUCUGCUCGGACGGCCGCUCCCUGGACCCGGCCAGUUCCAGGCGCGUCACGCAGAGGGCGAGGGCAGAGUACACGGCAGCCAUCGACAGCUGUACGCACACCAUCGACCCGGCUGUCUUUUACCGGGCCACCCGUGAUGCCGGUCUUCAGUACGGCCCCCUCUUCCAGGGCCUGGCCGAGAUCGCCGCCGGGCCCCAUCGCUGCGCAGCCACGGUGACGGUCGCCGACACCAGGGAAUCCAUGCCGGCCGGCGCCCAGAGCACGCACCUCAUCCACCCGGCCACCCUCGACGCCAUCUUCCACUCCAUGUUUGCCGCCCUGAUGGUGACAGACGGCAAACAGGAAGGGGGUGAUGACCAGCUUGACUUGCGACGCGCGGCUGUUCCUAUUGCGUUCGACAGCUUGAUCUUCUACCCGAGCAUACCCAACACACCCGGCGACCAGCUGCGCAGCUGCUGCCUCGUCGAGCGUCGCGGAGUGCAGGAUCUCGUGGCCGACAACUAUGUCUCGUCCGACAUGGCAUUCGACGAGCCCAACAUCAUCGUCCAGGCGCCUGUGGGAACGCUGGUCUGGAAACCCGAUAUCGCUUUGCUUGACAACGCAAAGCUAGAGAGCUACUUCUUUAAAAAGAGCGGCGCCAUGAUAGCGAGCAUCGUUGAUCUGGCUGCCCACAAGAACCCGGACUUCUUGGCCGUCCUCGAGAUUGGGCCCUCCGACCUUGUCGUCGACUCGCUGCUGCCCACUUUGCACUCCGAGUCCACGCAGGAUGAGGGCGUGGGUGAUGAUAAAAAGAACAUGCGCUGCUCGCAGUAUACCGUCCUGGUUCCGGAGGCAGAGACCAUGUCUGCCCUGCAGGAAAGGUUGUCGUCGCUGAGGUCCGACGCCGCGCUGUCAGCCGAAGUCCUCACACCGGAUGUCUUGGCAGAGGCGGAAGGUCGUAACAGCCAGACAAUCGUGCUGAUCCAACCUGCUGAGCCCGACACCGAACUGAAGGAACUCUCCAACCAACUAUUGUCGCAGCUGGCGUCAAGGGGCAUGCCCACCGAGCCGGUGCGGUGGUCAGCAGAACUUAAACUAGACCGUCUGCGGGGGAAGAUGCUCGUUUUCCUCUUGGAAACACAGUCCGCAUUCCUACAAGACAUAUCGCCCCAAGACUUCGCCGCCCUCAAGACGUUGCUCCUCAACAGCGCGUGA